GACUGUGUAAUGAGUGGAGCACCCAGGGAAGUGCGGCGAGACCGACAACUGGAUGAUCCAAUUGUUGCUUUUGGUCUGAAAUGUUAUUAGCUGCAGUUUUUAGACAAAUGUGAGAGAACCACUUCAUUAAUACUUCUUAAAAUAUAUUUAAAGCUAUACUAUGUUAAAACAUUGUAAAAAGGCAUGAAAAAAUGUUUAUAGCCAAUUUGUUUUCCAAAUUAGCUAAAAACUGUGUAUCAUUCAUCCAUUCACACACACACAUUCACACACUGAUGGUGAUGGUGUCAAACAAGUCGUGGUAGAAAAUCACAUCCUUUUUUUAAGCUAUCUUUAGCAUUGCAGCACAGCUAGCCACUACAGUAAGUUAGCAAAUAAGCAUUUUGAAACUCCCGUGAGCCUUUGCUUGAAGAGUAAAUGACUUGUGAAAUUGUUUGUGAUUGAUUUCUUUGUCAUUUGUGUUACCUAAUCCAGUCCAACUUUAGCUCAGUGGCUGCAACAAUUGUUAGCUACGGUGGCCAUCUUGAACUAGUUUAGCCAACCAGUAAUUCCUGAAACUCAUCCAGUGGUUAAUGAUAAAUGACCCGCACUUGUACAGCACCUCUCAGAGUAAGGACUCCAAAGCACUUUACACUACAGUGUAUCAUUCAUCCAUUCACACACACAUUCACACACUGGUGGUGAUGAGCUACUACUAUCAACCAGUUGAGCUACUGCUGCCCUAAUGAGAUAUGUUGUUAAAUACAAGCACACAAUACAACAAUAACAAUGCACUAAAAUGAAAAAUACCCGUCUCAAAAUCGUUUUGACCCUUUUCACCAAAUUUCCCAAACAGCUCAUAAACCAGUGCUCAUUUGUGGUAACUCCAUCCAUCUAUUUUAGGUCUUUUGUCUAUUUAACUGAAGUAGAAACCCACACAAAAACAUAGCACAGUCACUCUUUUCUUCACACAAACAUUUAACUCUAAACAUAAAUCGAAAGUCCAAAAUUUGCUUUUGCACGAACAUAAACAGCAAAUAAAGUCUUGUAACGAUCAAACGUUUGAGGGAGCUUGAUUUGCUCAUCCUAAUUUAGUAACAAUAAAAGCAGAAUCAGACUCAUUUUACUGUUAAACACAACAGAUUUGGUUUUGCAAGCCUUAACAUUUCCAUUGCCACUUGCUGUGGGCAGAAAGUACCUACUACUAGUCACUAUCCCGAUCCCAGACGUGGCGUUGUACAAAUAACACGUUUAUGGACCUUCAGUUGGAAGCGGUCAUGCAGCUUUUUGUAUUUGAGUCAUGCUGAGGACUUCAACAACAGACAUACUUGCAGAAAGUUGCUCCUCUCCUACUGUCUCAUGUAAUCUUUCAUAAAACCAAGAGUUUGCCAACCACAUGAUUCUUCUUAGCGUGUCUGAAAAGCAUCUGCUGAAGGAUUAGCUCAAUGCAGCAGAGGGUAUUUGAGUCCACUCAAACAGACAGAUGCAUUUCUCUCCAGAUCUUCAAAUUCCAAGCACAAGUGUACACAACCCAUCAAGAUGCCAAUCAAAUCAUCAAUCAUAUUGAUCCAGCUGAUCCAUCUUGCCUGACAGGGCGUUUCUGGAUGGGUAGGUCGUAAUGUUGGGUUCAUGCUGUCCACACUGUGGAAUUGAUUCUGUGCACCCACAGUUCACGUCUCCCUGGUUAAUGGGUGAUUAAGCCGGCGCAGGAGACCACAUGACUGAUGAGGCUGCAGGACUGAAUUCCCAACUACAGUGGGAAGUGCCUGGAAGGCCAAUCUAUCGAAGCGCUAAAGGAAUCUUCAAAACAUGCUACCUACCAUCCCUAAUACUGCGUUAUUUUUUCAUAUGACCUUUUAGAAAUGGAGUUUUUACGAAGUCUGGAAGCAGUUUAUGCAAACUUUAUCUAUAAACCGCUGUGAGAAACAAUACAGUGCUUCACUUGUAGCAAGGAGUUUAAGUUUCUGUAUAAAAAUAACCACUUCAUGUAAAAUUCACUGUGAACAGAUAACAUCCAUAAAAACCAAUAUUAACCUCUUCAUUGGCAGGUCAACGUGGGAGAAUAUACUUUAGAUUCUGUAUCUAAAUGAAAUAUGUGCUAAACCUCCCUGAAAAAUCUAUUAAACUGAACAUUUUAUUAAAAUUAUGAGGCUGUUUGAAGAAAAAGUUAAGCAAUAUUGCAUUCUAUCAUUUCCUUAAUUAUUACAGUAUUUGUUUUAUUAAAAUUCAGCUUUCUUUCAAAGAAAUACAGUACAGCUCCAAAUGUAUAUAACAAUCUCAAGAAAGAAAAUCUUUUAUUGCUUAAUUUUGGGUGUAGAAAUUAAAGAUUACAUUUGCAACACUGGACGUUUGUUUUGAAAAGGAAGCUACAGUUUGAAAAAGAACCGUUGUUUAAUGCCCUUUACACCAAUAAUAAUGUUGCAUUAGUCAAUCUUGUUCUGUAGAAAUAUUAAGUGAGUUUAUUUAUGAGCAGCAGUACAGUUUGCUUAUGCAAAAAAUAAUAAAAGUACAACAAUUAAAAUAUUAUAAUAAUCAUAAACAUAAAUCAAUAAGUACUAUAAUAUGGACAUGCAUGCAUACUAAUUAAAUAAGUUGCUAAUAAUUAAGAACUUCCUGCUGGAAGUGACUCAGAUGAGCAGGAAGUGCAACAUUUUGCCUCUGACUCUGUAACGCAAAUUUAAUGAUUUGAUUUUAUGUUUAUAAAGAAGAGGUUUGAAGAGCUGUUAUGAAAAUUCGCUCCUAGCUUUGCACAAACUAGAAGUUAUCUCAUCAAUCCUGUUGGAUGUAAACACUUUCUUCAAUCAGAGGCUGUUCAGUGAGGUUAGGUUCAACGUUAACGCACUAGCUCUAUGCUUUUGGUUAGUUAGAUACUCGGAUGUUACGUGAACUUAAGAUUCAGCACUUUUGUGUCACAAAUCAAACGAUUCAACUCUUGAGUCACCUACAAAACUGCAACCACGUCAUUUUACUUGCAAUGAGACGUAUGAGAUGGACGUUUACUGGCCUACUCAGGGGAAUUGAUUCACUUCAAAGCUGUGCGUCCAACUUGAGAACACACUAAACUUAAUUUUAGUUUUGCAGAUAGCAGCUAAGAACGUGAAGGAACAUGCUAUGCUAGGAUGUCCUGUGUGUGGGUUGUUUUCAUACACACCAAAACAGACAGGAAUUGUGUUUCAAACAGGACCAUAAACGCAGGUAUACGUUUUUAAAUCUCCCCACUUUGAUGUUAAAAAGUAGCAAAUGAACCCUUGAACCCUCGGACUAAUCUCCCUCCAGAAGUCCGCGGGGGUCUGGCUCCCUCCAAUAACCCAAAGACACGGCCCGAAACAAGCUGGAAAUGAGUGUGUUGAGCCAGCUGAAGAGCUUCACACACACCGCAAUCCUCCUAACUCCCUGAUAUUUGCUGGAAGAUUUUUGGCAGAACCAAUAAUGAACUUCAAAGUAACCAUCAACGUAAUAUUCACAACAGCCAGUAAAUUGAGAGGAUAUGAAGCGGUUGGAGUCGGAGCGUUCCACAGGUCAGAAGCAGCAGAUGAAGCAGAUAACUUGGUGUCCAGCAUGAGAAAAGGCAGCUUUGCACUGCAUGGGAGCCACGUGGAGCUCUGCUGGUCUCUGGAGGUCCGCUUGUUUUUGUUCAGUUUCUACUUUUCAGAAGAUAAGUCCAGUUUGGCCCAAAGCCAUGUUUGAGAACGUCCUCCAGAACUCGGAGAAUUAUAUUUAGUUGUUUCAAAUUUAAAAAGGUUUUUAAAAUGAUUGCUUUUGUGUGUGUUUAAUGGUAAAUGGUAAAUGGCCUGUAUUUGAUAUAGCGCCUUCUAGAGUCCUGGAACCCCCCAAGGCGCUUUACAACACAAUCAGUCAUUCACCCAUUCACACACACAUUCACACACUGGUGGGGAUGAGCUACGAUGUAGCCACAGCUGCCCUGGGGCGCACUGACAGAGGCGAGGCUGCCGAGCACUGGCGCCACCGGUCCCUCCGACCACCACCAGCAGGCAACGUGGGUUAAGUGUCUUGCCCAAGGGCACAACGACAGCGACAGACUGAGCAGGGCUCGAACCUGCAACCUUCCGAUUACGAGGCGAGCACUUAACUCCUGUGCCACCGUCGCCCCGUUUAGUGCAAUGAAGGUUUUCUUAUUGGUAUCAGAACCUGGUUCUAUUGUAGAGAAAUGGUAUUUUCAUGAUUAUUGUUGAAAUGAUGUUGAUUGUUUCUCGGCUGUCUUUGUCUCUUAGUCAUUACUGAUUUUUGUUCUGCAUUAAUUCUCUUUGUAAUUUAGUGUGUUUUUCUAAAUGAUGUUUUAGAAAAUAAAACACAAUUUCAGUCACGGUUCCCAUUAUAAUUGAUACAAUAUUCCUAAAUCUCCUUUCUUUACUUGAAUGUGAUUAAUAUUUGAGGUCUGCUUUGAAUUACAAAAGAUAUUUCUUUUUUUUUGGGGGGGGGAAGGGUGUUUUUCAGAAAAUAAAAUAAAAGCCUCUUAUGCAGGCGACGUUGUCCCUCAGUCAGUUUGUGGGUUUAAUUUGAUGCCGUGAACACCAAAUUAGUCAAGUGAAACAGCACAUAUAUAAAAGGUUUAUUCUUUCUAUAAUCCCCAGAAAAACAAAAUAAAACAUUUCAGAAAAGAUGUGCCAAUAAAUGCACGUCUGUGUUAAGUCAGAUCACUCUACUGAUAACGUUCACUUGUGCUCUUCACCCGCUGAACCGUUUGAAAAGAAGGUCACUGUGCAAAAGGACCCAACUGACUCAUUUGCAUAUUGUGUCCUUUCUUUUUCAGUAACCAGACCCUUCUGAUUUAUGGUGGCCUUAUAAAAAGCACGGUCGUCAGAGACAGAAGCAGGUCUGACAGAUGCAAGUGCGUUUUAGGAUUUACGACGAACACCGCUUUAGAAUGCUUUGCUGCCGGUAAAUUAUAGCUGUCUGAUCGCGCUGUUUUUAAUUUCCAUAAAGGAUAACCCAUUUAGAUGGGCAGCAGUCAUUUUUAAAAUGUAUACUUUGAAAUAACUCCACAAUAUUAUUGGGUUCUGCUGAUUUAUCUUUCUUUAUUUAUAUUAAAAAAAAACCUGGUUAAGAUCAGUCCUUUUCCAAUAAGUCCCCUCUUUUUGUCCAGCUUUCUUAAAGGAAAAAGUAAUUCUGAAUUAAGUCGUGUAGCUAAAGUGAUACAACAAAGAAAUGCACAUGAAGUCCAGCAAACUUCCCAGACAGAACAACAAGCCCAGGUUCAUCCAAGCUGUUUUCAAAUGAGUCAUUUUUACCGAUAUGCAACCACAUGAUCGCGGUGCCUCGACAACAUUACGGUUACGGCCAAUUUCCGGUCUCUCAAAGUUAUUUUUACAACCUAAAUGGAAGCAAGCUAGACAAUCUGCCUUGAAGGGGGAAUAACUCUGAAAUGAAAAGAAAAAGGAAAGGUGGAGGCUUCUCAUCAGGAAUGGAAAAUGUCUUCAUUUUGCCGUUCUGCAAGUGAUUUUAGAGUCCCUGCACCAAGAUUUAACAUCUUCACAUUGCAGCAGGUUGAUGUCGAAACCCUCAGCAUGACAUGUUUUUUGGGGCUUUGUUUAUGCAAUAAGAAGUGAGCGGUGCUCAAUCUUGCAGGCCUUGGAGCAGCACACUAAAAUAAUCACCUGCACUCAAGUGGCAAGUUCAAAUGCCUGCAGACUGGAGAUGACGUUGUUAAAUAAUUGCUGCCACUUCAAAGUCAUUUGAGGUUGGACUAUAAAAAGCAGUUUUACCAUUUCCUGCUGAAGAAAUGCCAGAUGUUGGUUGGUUUGAGAGGUUUUUUCCGUCAAGACAGAAAGACUUUCCAGAUAGAGAAAAGUAAUGUACAACUCAGCAUUAGCAAGGAACUAGCAUUAGCAUGAAAAGUGUGCUAGGUAGGAGGUGUUGGAACAUGCAGUGGUAGAAAUGAUUCCAAGAUGGCUGCCGAUGGCUGGACUGGUUUGUUUGGUUCAAUGCCUUCUCUGGCUUUUGACAUUUUCUUUCACUUUCUGCUGACUACAGUGAGAGCUACUCAACAGAGAUUCCCUGAAGUAAAACAUUGCCUGGACUUAAACCAAGUUUUGAAUAACAGGAACAGGAAAAAUGGUUAUGUUGGGACAUUGCUUCUCUGCCUGUGGCUUCUGAUUGUUCCACCUGUUCAGAGCCUCAGCCUCAGUCUGGAAAUGGAUCAACCAUCAACUACUGCACAAGGUAACUCUCUGAAUGACAUUCCAAGGCUGAAGUUUUUUGGACAUGGAUAUUUAGCAACGUAUUCCAUCUUCUGGCAAAAAGAACACUACAAUGAGAAAGGAAGCAGACCAAUUAAGCAAAACAAAUGGCAUGCUUACAAUACUACACUGCUGCUGCUAAGUGGGGAUAUACAGCUCAAUCCAGGACCACUGGAAAGUUCUAGCUCUGAACAAAUGGCAAAACUGGACGUUGCGGAGACACUUAUUCAAAGUGAUUGUUGCAGUGGGAUGGAACCAACAAACAUCUUCCAUGUGGAGUCAUCAAUCUGUGCCGGCCCUGCCACCAUCAGGCUACCUGCUACCGUUAGCAGCAGUAGUAGCCCAGUUACCACCAAGCAAGGCCUAGACUUCAGCUGUACUGUUUCUAGCUGCCCAACCUCAGCUGCCAUUAAGCAAGGCCCUCGCUCCAGCUGUACCAGUUCAGCUACCACCAAGCGAUGCCCAGGCUUCAACUACAGCAGCACAGCUACUACCAAGCCAGGCUCCAGCUGUACCAGCCCCAGCUCCACUACCCCAGCUGCCAUCAGGCAAGGCCCAUACUCCAGCUGCACCACAUCGGCUACCACCAAGCGAUGCCCAGGCUCCAACUACAGCAGCACAGCUACUACCAAGCCAGGCUCCAGCUGUACCAGCCCCAGGUCCACUACCCCAGCUGCCAUCAGGCAAGGCCCAUACUCCAGCCGCAUUACUACCAUCAAGCAACGCUCAGGCUUCAGCUGCAGCGGCACAGCUGCUACCAAGCCAGGCUCCAUCUGUACCAGCACUAGCUCCACUACCUCAGCUGCCAUCAGGCAAGGCCCAUACUUCACCUGUCCUAGCUCAGCUUCCACCGAGCGACAGCCGGACUCCAGUUGCAGCAGCGCAGCUGCCAUCAGGCUGGGCUUCAGCUGUGCCGGCUCUGGCUGCUGUGUCCCAGCUGCCUUCGGGCAAGGCCCACACUCCAACUAGGACGGCUGUUCUGCCGGGCAGCGCUCGGCCGGCUGAUCUGGGUGCAGCGAACUCUGCUCUCCCUCCCUGUGCGCACUACAGUCCAGGUAGGCAUGGGACAGUCAAGAGCUUUCGUAGAAUAGGGGCAGGUGCCAUUCAACAAAGAGUCGGGGGACUAAAUCCAGCAAUUAUAAAACUGCGUAAAACCAACCUUUUCCAAAUGGUGAACAACGCUAAAGUUUUAUGGGACCCUCGAUCAAAACCCAGUGGACUACUGGGAGGUCACUUAAAUAUCUGUAGUUUGAGUUCUAAAAGUGAUGAGAUUAAACAUGUACUUAUGGACUCUAACUUGGACUUCCUAUGUUUAUCAGAAACUUGGUUCAAUAAAAACUCCCCAUCUG
This is a messenger RNA of Nothobranchius furzeri (turquoise killifish), 7522 nucleotides long. NCBI's taxonomy places the organism in Eukaryota, Metazoa, Chordata, Actinopteri, Cyprinodontiformes, Nothobranchiidae. The record is from RefSeq and is a predicted model, not a curated record.